Cooperia oncophora is the source of this 519-nucleotide messenger RNA. Lineage: Eukaryota; Metazoa; Nematoda; Chromadorea; Rhabditida; Trichostrongylidae. The record is from the annotation of a GenBank genome assembly.
AUGAACCUCAGUCAGGAGGUGGAAGAGUGCGGUUUCUUCGAAGGCUACACACUUCAACGAUUCCUCAUAAUCACUGCAUUUUCCAUGGUUUCUGUUUUUGGAAUUCUCGGCAACACGCUUUUGAUGGCUGUGUUCUGGAGAACUCUGCCGUCUUCUGUCUACUUGGCUUGUCUGGCAUCAAUGGAUAUGCUCAUUUGUCUCACAUAUCUACUACUAUUUGGUGUUGAUGCAGGUUUUGUUUACCUCAAAGAUAAGACGCUAUUUUUCCUUUAUCAUCGCUAUAUAGUCCCGAUAUUCUUCAUAGCAAAGACGGUUCAAUUUGCCAUACCAUUUUUGCUGAUUAUUAUAACUCUGGAAAGAUAUGUAUGGACAAGUAAAGAGAAGACACGGCAACUGUUUGCGCCUGUAUUUAGCAAUAAAGGGCGUUGUAUUACCGUAUCCAUACUUGUCAGCCUGAGUGUUCUGAUACGGCUACCUGUUCUUCUGGCAACAGAGGUAAUGGUUCCAGUUGUAUUAUAG